Molecule: messenger RNA, 3417 nt
Organism: Hylaeus anthracinus
Lineage: Eukaryota; Metazoa; Arthropoda; Insecta; Hymenoptera; Colletidae
Gene: Smg5
Product: nonsense-mediated mRNA decay factor SMG5
Exons: 6
Coding region: 142-3114 (990 amino acids)
Biological process (GO): nuclear-transcribed mRNA catabolic process, nonsense-mediated decay
Cellular component (GO): telomerase holoenzyme complex
Molecular function (GO): protein binding; telomerase RNA binding; telomeric repeat DNA binding
Source: RefSeq, a predicted model, not a curated record
GCAGUUCGUGGGAGGUUUUUGGAGUUAGGCAAGGGCGAAUGUCGAAUUUUCUUACUGUGGGACGGAGGUGCGCGUGUCAGGAGACCGCGGGAAAAUGAAUAAUGACGAAGUGGCCAGGAAGUGAAAAAUGAUCGAAGCAAAAUGAGGAGGACCUAUAAUACUGCAGCAGACGUCCGAACGUCUGAUUGUCUCGAACAAACGAGACGUUUGCACAAGGGUAUAACAGAUAUUGCCAAACGAUUAGAUGAACAAAAGAGCCGUGCAAUAACAAUAACAGAUUUGUUUACCCCGUCAGGGGAAACACUGCGUGUGAAGCUUAAAGAUUAUUGCAUAAGGUUAAUAAUUAAAGAUCCUAUUGGAUAUGCACGUAAAACUGAGGAGUUGUUAUGGAGGAAAGCGUUUUAUGAUAAUGUUUAUGCUGCUAAAAAAUUGCGAAAGGGUAAUACAUGGACAGAAACAGAAAAAGCAGUGUUAUCUGUUCAUUUGGCUGUAGGGGUAGGUUUUUAUCAUCACCUGAUACUGAAAUUGCAAUUAGAAUAUGGUUUAGAUUUGGUUGGUGCUAUUGAUUUUGUUCAUACACAAAAUGACACUGAAUUGUUAAGCGUGAAGAAUAAGCCAAGUCAAUCUAAAGUUUAUACAGAAGAAACAAAACUGUGUGUUGUGCGAUUUAUACAUAGAAGCUUGGUAUGCCUUGGGGAUUUAGCUAGAUAUAAACUAGAAUUAGAUCCAUUUUGGGAUCCGAUGAUAGCAAAAAGAUAUUACAAAAUGGCUAUAGCGAUUGAUCCGAAUAUUGGAUUACCCCACAAUCAAUUGGGCACUGUAGUGGGCAAUAAAAAUUAUGGUCUCGAUGCAGUGUAUCACUACAUGAGAUGUGUCCUCUGUACUGAACCAUUUGAAGGAGCGGAAGGAAAUUUAAAGAGAGCAAUUGUCACUCAUUCUAUUUGCAUAGAUGAAAAGUGUUCCAUCCGCAUGUGCAUAUCAAGAUUGUUUUCCUUAUUACAAUUAUGGGAUUAUGAUGUACCAAAUUCUGAUAGAAUAAAUCAGGAAUGUCAGGAUCUCUUGAACAGCAUUGAAACUUGUCUGAGUGUAGAACAACCCGAACUAAGUGAUGCAAAUUACAAUGAAAGAGAAAGCAGUAUCGAAGUGUAUCUUCAAAACUGCAAAAACGGAGAAGUAAAUUAUCUAACGGACGAUAUGAUAUUCAAGAUUGUUGCUAUAUGUCUGAUGUCUAUUUCACAAUUAAAAAACAAAGAAUCGAGUGAAGUACAAGGUGUCGUCGCUAUAACUUUGGCGAUAUUAUCUCAAUUAAUACAAUUUGCAAUAACAAGAUUGCAAGAGUCUUUUAUAGACGAAUGCAGUAAUAAACCUAUGGAAGAGAAGAACGUCGUAAUAAAACAAUUAAAAUCAGAUUCAAGUGAAGUUGAUAAAUCUACGGAUAAAAACAAUGACAAAGUAUCCUCCGAAAAAGGAAAUGCGGAAAAUAAUGGGGAUGUUCAUAAUGGUACGCGGAAAAUUCGAGACAAAACUAAAAGUUUGCUUACGAAACUUCGUCGACGAAAACGAAGGAAUAGCAGUGAUUCAGACGCUACUGACGUCGAAUCUUCCAGCGAUGAUGUAAAUUCGGACGUUUCUGAGACAGAGGACGAUGUAUUAAGCGAAGGUAAUGUUUUAUCGGAUGAUGCAUUAUCGGAAGACGUUACAGAUGACGAAGGCACAGGUACUCGAAUAAAGAAAGAAGUUACAACUGAUACAGAAAUCAAGAAAACCAAUGGACACGUGAAAACAGAAAUAAAAGUCGAAACAAUCGAUGAAAUUAAUCAAGAACAAAACGGUGAACAGGUGUUCGUCGAUGAAGUGGACAAAAAACUCGACGAUAAAGAUUCUAUGACUAAUCCUGGAAGCGCAGUAACAACGAAUUUUAACAGUACGUUCGAAGAAAGUAAUGACUCAUCGGGCAGAGUAACGUACAUUGCUCAAUUGAAAAAACAAGAUUUAAAACCAGACGAGGUACUGAAUAUCAUGGUUGGGAAAGAAAUACUGGCGUCUAUUAAAAUAUGUUGCGACUGGUUAAGGAGUAACCCGGAUAUUAUAAGAAUAUGUAGCAAAAGUUCACGGAUUUUAUUGAAACGCGUUACAAUUUUGUUGAAUCUAAUUAACAUCGAUACGGAGACGUUAUUGAAAAGCUGUAAGAACGAUAGCAUAAUUUUAUCAAGCGUAGAUAAAUUGAAGGAGUGCGUUAAAAUCAUUCCGCUGCCGGAAGAUAUUGACUUGAGGGGCUUGAAUCUAUUGGUGGAUGCCCAAAGGUCACUCGACUGGAAGAUACUAUAUAAACAUAAAAUGAAUAAACGGGAGGAAACUUUGCUAAGAGCAUUGAAAUUGAUCGAAUUUGGGCACUUCCUUAAUUCCGUUGAAGACGCUGGAGUGAAAUAUGAACAAACGAAACAAAUGUUUGUAACGAUCGAUGCGAACACCGCUAACGUAACGAAGAGUAAUGGUAAGGAUUUGGAAAUGGAUCAUUCGCGGGGAAAGUUGAUGAGGCACAUGGGCAAGUUAUGGUUGAAGGCAGAAGUUUGCGCUUUAGAGACUCGUUUAAGAUCUAGGCUUAUGUCUCCCUACUUAGUGCCAGACCAUGAAGCUUUAGCAAAGCAUACACCAGCUCUUAAACGUUUAGUUUAUGCUAAGAAAUUCAUUGUUGUAAUUCCCAGCGUUGUCGUUUCUGCUUUGGACGAAGUGAAACGUAUAAGUGGCCGAGCAAGAGAAGCGACACGCUGGCUUGAAGGUCAAUUAAAACGAGGUUCACGAUUCCUACGAGCGCAAAGACCUCACGAGCGGUUAGCGUUACCAUAUAUAAAAGGACCAAGACCGAAAGAUAAAGAAGCAUGGUUAUUUUUCCAAAUUAUAGAAUGUUGCCACUACCUUACUCAACAGACAAAAGUUGGUAUAACGAAUGAUGCAGAGACACCAGUUGUCACAUUAUUAACUGGUUGCAGUCCAGAUGAAAGGAGAGUCCUUACUUUUAGUCCUGAUGGAUUGGCAAAGAGUGCAGGCGUCAAUAUUGAAUAUAUAGAGUCAUUUCAUACAAAAUGGAAGGCAUCGAGUAAAAGUCAUGGUUGAGCAUAGUGAGCUAAUGGAGAUGAUCAUCCGCUGCUUCCUCAUACUGAAGUGAAAGUGAAAGACUUGACCCUUCUUGAGAGCUGCAAAUACGGUCAGCUGAGCGGGCGAGUCUGAGAGGGCUGGAAACCCAGAAAGGAAAAUCGAUGGUUCUCCUACAACAAAGCCAAAAUGGAAUUUAAUAUCUUUUUCCAUGAAAGAAUUUUAAAUAAUAAACUGGUUUCCUUUUAAUCACUGAUUAUUGGCUUUUAUGUUUAAACAAAGAUUGUAUUUUUCACUAUUUCUCAAUAAAAAUGAACACGUCAU